AUGCUCUCCCGCAGCCGCAUCGCCGUCCGUCAGCUCCGCACCGCGCCCACCGUCCGCGCCAUCUCGGUCUGGUCCAACGUCCCCGCCGGCCCGCCCGACCCAAUCCUUGGUAUCACCGAGGCGUUCAAGAAGGACUCGAGCCCGCAGAAGAUCAACCUGGGCGUCGGCGCCUACCGCGACGCCGACGGCAAGCCCUACGUCCUCCCCUCGGUCCUCGCCGCCGAGGACAAGGUCAUCAGCGAGCGCAACGACAAGGAGUACCUCCCGAUCACAGGCCUCGGCACCUUCACCCAGGCCGCCGCCGUCCUCGCCUACGGUACCGACUCGAAGCCUUUGUCCGAGGGUCGUGUCGCCAUCACCCAGUCGCUGUCCGGCACGGGUGCGCUCCGGAUCGCGGGCGCCUUCCUCGCGCGCCACUACCCUCACGCCAAGGAGAUCUACGUCCCGAGCCCGACCUGGGGCAACCACAUCCCCAUCUUCCGCGACUCGGGCCUCGAGGUCAAGACCUACUCGUACUACGACAAGAAGACGGUCGGCCUCGACUUUGAGGGCCUGAAGAAGGACCUCAAGGCCAUGCCCGACAAGUCGAUCGUGCUCCUCCACGCCUGCGCGCACAACCCGACCGGCAUCGACCCGACCGAGGCCCAGUGGCGCGAGAUCUCGGACGUCAUCAAGUCCAAGGGCCACUUCCCGCUCAUCGACAACGCCUACCUCGGGUUCGCGUCGGGCUCGGUCGACAAGGACGCGUUCGCGCUGCGCCACUUUGUCGAGGAGGGCCACCAGCUCAUCCUGUGCCAGUCGUUCGCCAAGAACAUGGGCCUGUACGGCGAGCGCGUCGGCACGUUCUCGGUCGUGUGCGCCGACAAGGAGGAGAAGGCGCGCGUCGACUCGCAGAUCAAGAUCCUCGUCCGCCCCAUGUACUCGAACCCGCCGGUGCACGGCGCUCGCGUCGCGUCGACCCUCCUCACCGACAAGAAGCUCAACGCGCAGUGGCUCGCCGAGGUCAAGGGCAUGGCCGACCGCAUCAUCGACAUGCGCUCGACCCUGUUUGACCUCCUGCACGAGCUCGGCAGCAAGAAGAAGUGGGACCACAUCAAGAACCAGAUCGGCAUGUUCGCGUACCUCGGCAUCUCGCCGGAGCAGGUCGACCAGCUCGCCCGGGAGCACCACAUCUACCUCACGCGCGACGGCCGCAUCUCGGUCGCCGGCGUCACCAAGCACAACGUGCGCCACCUCGCCGAGUCGCUCCACAAGGUGACGGCCAACGACGCUUGA
Messenger RNA from Rhodotorula graminis WP1, 1275 nucleotides. RefSeq lists its product as uncharacterized. Gene Ontology annotation, biological process: biosynthetic process; L-aspartate catabolic process. Bases 1 to 1275 code for a protein of 424 amino acids. Gene Ontology annotation, cellular component: mitochondrion. The transcript is spliced from 7 exons. Gene Ontology annotation, molecular function: L-aspartate:2-oxoglutarate transaminase activity; pyridoxal phosphate binding. The record is from RefSeq and is a predicted model, not a curated record. Lineage: Eukaryota; Fungi; Basidiomycota; Microbotryomycetes; Sporidiobolales; Sporidiobolaceae.